Molecule: messenger RNA, 932 nt
Organism: Chironomus riparius
Lineage: Eukaryota; Metazoa; Arthropoda; Insecta; Diptera; Chironomidae
Source: the annotation of a GenBank genome assembly
UUGUUAUUUCGACCACGUUGGAUACAGUUAAAUUGAAAUAUUGCAUCAAAAAGUUAAAAAGAUGAAGUUCUUAAUUGUCUUAGUUUUAUUUGCUGUGAUUACUUAUGCUCUUCCUAUUAAAGAAGUCGGCGAGAAUGUUGAAUCUGAACAAUCACCAUUGGCCAUUGUUGAUUUGGAAAUUGACAGUGCUGAGAACAGUAAUGUUGCACGUGUGAAACGUCAAUUUGGUAGUAGCUUCGGAUUUGGUAGUGGAUUAGGUGGUUCCAGCGGAUUUGGUAGUGGAUUAGGUGGCUCCAGCGGAUUUGGUGGAUUCGGCAGUCGUAGCAACUUUGGUGGAUCUGGAGGCUUAGGGGCCUUAGGGGCCUUAGGUGGCUUAGGUUUUGGAAGUCGUGGUGGCUUUGGUAGCUCUGGUUUCUCAAGCGGCUUAGGGAGCUUUGGUAGCUCUGGACUCUCAAGUGGCUUGGGAGGAUUUGGAAGGGGUUUCGGGGGAUUUGGAGGCAACAACCAUGGACAUCAUCAUCAUCAUAAUCAUGGAAGCCUUUUGGGAAAAUAAAUAAAGAAGAACUUUAAAAGUCGUCCAGCAAACUCAUGAAAUUAAGACACUGUACAUUAUUAAUUUUGUCAUUCACCAAUGUUUAAAAAAAUAAAUAAAAUCUCGUUGAUUUUUUAAUAUUUUUAAAAAGGAAAAUGUUUUAUCAUUAAAUCUGUUUGUUGUCAAACUAUCUCUUUUAUCGUUAUAAGGAUAAAUGGAUCUAAUAUUUGGGUUACUGGAAUUGCAAUUGGUCUAAAGUCUCCAACGCUUGGAUCAAAUUGCUGUAUUACGGUGAUUGUUUGUGUUAAAACAGGGUUGUCUUCACUCAUACACGUGUUAAACUGAAUAAAUAUGAUGUUUUUAUAAUAUAAACCACUUUUUUAAGUUCUUUUACACUUCA